This is a messenger RNA of Scheffersomyces stipitis CBS 6054, 939 nucleotides long. RefSeq lists its product as uncharacterized. Lineage: Eukaryota; Fungi; Ascomycota; Pichiomycetes; Serinales; Debaryomycetaceae. The annotation marks the transcript as partial. Gene Ontology annotation, cellular component: endoplasmic reticulum. Gene Ontology annotation, biological process: sterol biosynthetic process. The record is from RefSeq and is a predicted model, not a curated record. The transcript has a single exon.
UCGGCCAAUAAUUCUGGCGCGUCGACUCCGCGAAUCGAUAGAACUGACUCAGUCGUCAAUUUGACCAAGCCUUCGCUCUAUGGAAUCUACAAUGAUAACUCGUUGCUUAACUUGAACAGCGUAAAUGAUUCUGACUACGACAUUAACCAGUUGCUAAAGAAGGAGCUUGAAACUCCGAAUUCUAAAUCCCAAAAUGGCGGCGGCUCACCAUCCAUAGCUCCCGCCACUUUGGUUGAAUCGAAGGGCUUAUCCAAAUUACCCGUAUUCAUCAAGGUUAUCAUCUUGUCUUUGUCUGCUUUUGUGUACAACGAGAUCACGAAACACAUCAACUACCAACAUUUUGCAACCAACGAGUUAGCAAAUUUCCCUUUGACAGUCACCAACGUGUUUGUGUUCAGUGUUCUUGAAAAAUUGAAGUUGGGCAAUUACUUUAACGUGGACGGAGACUUUGUCAAGUUAGCUGACUUUUUCUUUGCCGUAACUGUACAGGGUUUGAUCAUGGGAUUGAUCCAGCCCAUCAUGGAUAAAGUGUUGCCUGCAAAUUUCUCCAAGAGAUUGUUGUCUUCCAACCCUUUUCCCCAUGCCCAGACGACGUACUCCAACUUGUUUAAUGACUUGCUUCGUGCCUCUGUCACCUUUUUGGGAAUCAGUUAUGCUAUCCGUAAAAUUGAAUGGAGUUCCUUCUUACAAGUCUCCAUCAUCUGGUCAUUGAUGAACCCCGGAUUGUGGUUGUUGUUGGACGGAACGUUGUCCGGUUUUCUUUCCAGCACAAUCGUAUCCCUUGCAGCUUGUGGAAUAGUCUACUUUGAAAACUAUGUUUUUGUGAACCAGUACUAUUCCUUGCAACAGGAAGAUUCCAUUGCCGUCUGGUUGUGGGUGUGCAGCUUCUUUUUCUGUGGCUUGAUCAUCUUUGGCAAGAUCGGCAGAGGGUUGUUUGGA